AUGCGCCUUGCUUUCCGCCGUCCCCGCCUGCUCCCCGCGCGCCUCCCCCGCCUCCGCGCGCUCACCCUCACCUACCUCUCCUCCCUGCGCACCCCGCUCCCCGCGCUCCUCUCCGCAUUCUCCCCGCCUGCUCCCGGCGCAGCGGAGGAAGCGGAAAACAGUCUUCCCGGGGCAGUUUCGGAAGGGGAGAACGGGGGAGCUUGUAAGGAGGAUGCGGGGGAGAGCAGGGCGGGACUGGCCCGGCUGGAGCUACUGGGAUGGAAGCAGAUGCAGGAGUUACCCGCCGAAGCACUCACCUCUCUCUCCGCCUCCCUCACUCACAUCACCAUUUCCAACUGCCCCGCCCUCUCCUCCCUCCCGGACGAGCUUUGCCAUCUGCCCCACCUCCGCUCCCUCACUCUCUCCUUCCUCCCACUCCUCACCUCCCUCCCUGCCUCCCUCCACCUCCUCUCCCACUCACUGCACCAUAUAGACAUCACCUCGUGUGAUUCGCUGCAGAGUCUCCCCGCGUCCCUUACCGCCCUCUCCGCCCUGCGCUCCUUGAAUGUCUCCGCCUGUGGCGCCCUCGCCCGCCUGCCGUCCGCGCCUGCGGCGCUGCCCCUGCGCGUCGCUCUCUGUGCGCGCCUCACCGCUCUCCCUCGCACCUGGAUGCACCUGCCGUCGCUGCAGGAGCUGAUCGUGGACGGUAACGGCCAAAUGGAGUCACUCUUUGACGGGGAUGACACUGUUCAUAAUGAUACUGUUUAUUAUGACACUGUUCAGUCUGACACUGUUCCUCCAUUCCCCUCUCCUCUCCCCUCUUUGCAUUCCCUCACUGUCUCCAACUGUCCUCGCAUCUCCCGCCUCCCUGCCUUCCUCUCCUGCUCCCCCACUCUCCUCCACUUGAAGCUGCACGACCUCUCUGCUCUCGCCCUCCUCCCGUUUCACACCGCACCCAAUGCUGAUGUAACGGGUGUGACUUUAACGGGUACAGAUGUGGUAGCUGGCGUUGCUGCUGCUGCUGCUGCUGUAGGAUCGGACACACUUGAAGGGUCCGGUGGGAUGAUGGGAUUGGUGACACUUCACAUUGACUUGAAGGACAACACGCACAUCACACACCUCCCUCACUCACUCUUCUCCCUCCCCUCCCUCGCCACCCUCACUCUCUCACACCUCUCGCACGUCGCCUCCAUCCCCCACUCCCUCUCCCUCCUCGCUCCCACCCUCACUCACUUGCACAUCAGCCACUGCCCCUUGCUGACCGCCCUCCCCUCCUCCCUCUGCCGCCUCUCCUUCCUGCGAUCCCUUGUCAUCCAAUCAUCCUCUGGACCUUGA
Molecule: messenger RNA, 1314 nt
Organism: Closterium sp. NIES-65
Lineage: Eukaryota; Viridiplantae; Streptophyta; Zygnematophyceae; Desmidiales; Closteriaceae
Source: the annotation of a GenBank genome assembly